AUUCCAGGAAUUUCUGAAGAGCUAAUUUCAAGUAUGGUACGUCAAAAUUUUAUCGAUAUUAAAUUAUUCAAGAAGUCUGUUCCAUUGUCAAUGAUAAGUCAUCUUGAGCUAAGCCUUGUGACUCCAAGAGGUCUGUCAAGAUAAAAAAACGAAUUAUCGCGAAAAAGAAUUAUUUUGAAAAACUGAGAGAAUUUAAAGAGAAGAUACUACGAUAGAUAGUUUCUUGAAUCUUCUUCAUGCAAAAUGUUUGUAAUUAAAGUAAUACUCGUGAUAAUCUGUGCCACAGUGACUUUCGGUGAGACAAUAAAUGGUGAUGAAGGAUACACGGCUGAAAGAAUUAUCGGUGGAAAGCUGAGUAAAAUUUCAAAAUACCCAUAUACAGUAGCAGUUUAUGUUGAUGGAUAUUUGAAUGGUGCUGGCGCAAUAUUGAAUAACCAAUGGGUGAUAGGAAGCGGAUUUUCAGUCAGCACAGCCGACAGUGCAGCCAACGUAACAGUGCGAGUGGCCAGUAGCGGCGCCUACAAGGGUGGUCUGGUCAAACAGGUGAAACGCUUCGUGGUGCAUCCGAAGCUGCGAGGGUGGGACCACGACAUGGCACUGCUGCAGUUCAAGACCCCACUCAGACGCAACACUCGCAACGCCAAGAGCAUUCAACUGGGCAGCCAUCUGCCUAAAUCCGGCCAGAAAACCAUCUUCACCGGCUACGGCAGUCGCCAAAACGAAUCUACUCCAGGAAUUGAACUAGUUUUCGAUGGAUUGUUCAAAGAGAUAGAACUACCUUACAUGCCAUACAAGGAAUGUGUCAAAUAUCAUAACGCCACUCUAUUUUUCACCAAAAAUAACUUCUGCACAAAAACGGAAUACCUCAGCUCUCCAUACGCGAGGGACUUUGGUGGGCCGCUUGUCUACAAGAAGAAAUUGAUCGGACUGUUUGCCGGGGCUCCACGCUGCUCUGGCGUAAUCAAGCCGGCAGUAUACGCCGAUGUCACACGCGAGCAUAAAUGGAUCAACAGCACCAUCAAGAAAUACAGUCAUCUUCAGAACUUGGAAAUCGCUGAGUAUGAAUAGAAUAUUCCUAACAAAUAAACGACAUCGAAAUUCAGUGAUUGGGGAUUCAUUCAUAACCACUAAGACACAUCAAAAAUAAAGUCAUCUUCAAAACUUACGACAAUGAAAUCCAGUAAUCGAGGAUUCAUUCAUAACCACCAAGAUCUAUCAAAAAAUACAGUUAUCUUCUGAACUUAGAAAUCACUGUGUAUGAAUAGAAGAAUAUUACUAACCAAUAAAUGACAUUCAACUUCA
Molecule: messenger RNA, 1302 nt
Organism: Nilaparvata lugens (brown planthopper)
Lineage: Eukaryota; Metazoa; Arthropoda; Insecta; Hemiptera; Delphacidae
Product: trypsin-5
Exons: 6
Coding region: 244-1068 (274 amino acids)
Biological process (GO): proteolysis
Molecular function (GO): serine-type endopeptidase activity
Source: RefSeq, a predicted model, not a curated record